AUUUUCUUUUAGUUUGGGCCUAUCUAUUUCUUCCUCUUUCCUGAUCUGAGCAGUGAGCAGUGAGCAGAGAGGGCUCUCUUCCGGAUUCAUCAGCUCGAGCUUCUGCAGUACGAUAAUGGCUGAAAAAGAAUCUGAGUACGACGAUACUUCAGACUCGAACCAGUCUGCGAUCAGUCUUUCAAACUCGAAGAUCAGUCGACGCACCCUAGCACCACCGCCUACGCCUCCGCUGGUGGUCUUGAAAUCACCUGCUUUAGCGAGCUCGUCGAUGACGCUACCUUCCACUUCCAAAUCAUUCUUUUCCCUAAACAGAUAUAUGCAUGGAUCGGUUGCAACUCUACGAAAUUCGGUGACUUGUACGCAGCUGCAUCGACACGACCUCAACACGGUCGGUGUGACUUCCAUUCUUGGAGGUUCUUCAGAUAACACCGGUUCUGGAAUCGCUAGGCGAUUAGUGUUAAAAACUGAUCUUAAUAUAAUUUUUGCUUGCAAUAUCCCAAAGAAUAGGCCCCUGCUUGACGUUUGAUAUGUUCCUCUACCAUUCUUUCUCUGUCUCUAUCAUAUGUCAUAAUAAUGCAUUGAAGUUUCUUGUUGGUAGAAUCUUGUCAUUUAUUUAUUUUUUCUUGGUUUUGUUUUCACCCAAGGACUAUAGGACAUAUAUUAAUUUCAUUUCAAGAGCUUGGGGGGUACGAUGGCCCCCCUAUCCCUACUUAUCCUCCGUCCCUGUUUGCACCCAGUUCUGGUAUUAGAGAGAUUGUUUGUUUGAGUAUUCUCACAUUCCUUUCACAUUUUAAGAUUUUCAUUUUGCAUUUGACACAAGUUUUUAAAUUUUGCCCUGAACCCAUAUCCAGACCUGUGGCCUGUGGGAAAACUUAAUGGAUUUUAACCAUUGGUAGACCAAUAACUUUCCCAUGUGAGUGAGAGUGGUGGGAAGACAAGCAUAUUGCUGGUUAAUUGCUCUAAUAGCCCUACACCCUCUUUCCAAUUCAAGUAAAGAGGGGAGCUUUGUCUACUAAUUUCAUCUGCUGUGACAUAUUCUAGCAUGCUUUGGAACAUGAUGUCGUUGAUUGUACAUUUGCCCGUUUCUUCCUUGGGAUUUUAGGCAAAUGCUGAAAAGAAGCUGAUGGAAAAGUUAAUUAGUUUGGGAUACACGCAGCCAAGAUGGUGUUGUGAGAAUUUACUUUCAUGGAAAAAGCUUCUAUCUUCAUCCCCCUGAACAUAACAACAAGGUGUGUCUAACUGCACCAACACCUGGUGGUUCUUUCUCCUUAACUCCACUUUAUUGGUUUGGAAAGUAAACCUCCAAAUGACAAAAUACCGGCUAUGAUUCCCUAGUUGUUACUGAUUUGUGUUCUAUGAUCUAUAUCUGCUAUGAGCUUUGCUAGGGAAGAUUUGUUUUUGUAAAUUGUCAGCACCAAUUUUCAACUGAAUUUUUAGUUGAUGGAUCAUUGUAUUUUUACGUUGAGGAAUUAUUGGACAAUGCUUUUUGC
Messenger RNA from Rubroshorea leprosula, 1490 nucleotides. The record is from the annotation of a GenBank genome assembly. Lineage: Eukaryota; Viridiplantae; Streptophyta; Magnoliopsida; Malvales; Dipterocarpaceae.